Drosophila subpulchrella is the source of this 552-nucleotide messenger RNA. RefSeq lists its product as uncharacterized. The transcript has a single exon. The record is from RefSeq and is a predicted model, not a curated record. Lineage: Eukaryota; Metazoa; Arthropoda; Insecta; Diptera; Drosophilidae. The coding region runs from base 1 to 552 and encodes 183 amino acids.
AUGGAGCUUCUUAUUAUAUUAAUUGUAUUAUUACCGUUGCUUAAGGCCCAGUCUAAUGAACCAGAGACUUUAUUUAAUUUGACUAUGAGCUCAAUUCCUGAACUUGUGGAACCUAAAAAUCAAGACCACGAAAUCAAGGACGUAUUGGAAACUACCGAGCAGCCACUCAAAGCAACCCUUUUUCCGCCUAUACGAUGCCUUAAUUGUUCAGUUUGUUUCCCAAAUGAGGGGAAAACUAGAAAUAGUAAGGGGAAAAAGAUGUGUCACAUAAGACCCGGAAUACUUCACGGAUGCAUAUCAAUAUUUUUUAAAUACUCAAACGCCGCUGGAGGUCCAGAUGGCUUUAUGGUAAGAACUUGUAUUUCCGAUCUAGACGAGGACGGUCGGGAGUACUGCAAGAAUAAUAAAAAACUCUGCGAGCAGUGCUUCGAAGAUGACUGCAAUUAUGUGGACAUAAACAAAAAUGGAUUGGUGACUGGCGGAGGUACUCGAAUAAUGGCUUCAAUAUUAGUGAUCUUCAGUUUGACCAGUUGUCUUUUAAGGAAUGCGUAA